GGAGAAUUUAAAAAUUCGCUACGGACCCGGCGACCGACGCUGGCCAAAAACGGCGUAAAAAGUGUAACGUUUUUCGAAAAAGUUUUAUUUUCGAAACAUUUGAAAACCGACUGACCGCCGCCGCGGCAAAGGUACGCGAUUGGACGCGCUAAGGAAUCCACGGAAACGGGCCGAGCGGACUGUAGAAACGGAGCGGUGUUAAAUUUUUUACGCCAUGGUUUCACUAUAGCCGGCGUUUUCCGUUCCACGGGUGGCUUGUAGACAGCUGUUCUGUAUUAGAUUAUGAAAAAACCAUAGACAAGUACAAUAUAACAAUAUAAAUUGAUAUUUACGCCUGACGGAUGAACAUUUUUCUAAUUAUUUUUUUACUAUUUUUAUAUUAUAUUAGCUUAUUUUAUGAAAAUAUUAUUCAUCAACUUAAAAUAAUUUAUCAAUUGCAAAGAUGCCUCGCAAUCGAGUGAAAUCCACAAAUAGAGGUACCACAUCGGAGAGAACUAUGCAAAAAGCAGCACUACUAUGUUUGGAUAAUCUUAUGUCGGAACAAUCUGCAGCUACAAAAUUUAAUAUUUGCCAUGCAAGUUUAACCAGGUACAUGGAAAAGUUUAAACGCCAUAGGGGAACAGGUAGUUGUCUACCAAAAUUCGGUCACCGGUCACAUAAUAAAAUAUUUAACGACUUUCAAGAAAAACAACUUGCAGAUUACGUACGAAUUUCCGCAGAUAUGUAUUUUGGUUUAAAUUCUAAAAAUAUUGGUAAACUAGCUUAUGAAUUUUCAGUUAAACUUGAUUCAAAAGUACCAAAAAGUUGGAGACGAAAGAAGGUAGCCGGUCCUGAUUGGAUUACAGACUUUUUAAAAAGAAACCCAUCACUGUUCAUUAGUCUCCCAAAAGCGACUAGUAUAUCAAGGGCUAUUAAUUUCAACCCAGAAAAUCUAAAACAUUUUAUGGAUAGAUAUGAGUCAAUUUUAUCAAAGUACAAAUUUCAAGCACAUGAUAUUUACAACAUGGAUGAAAUAAGGGUUACAUUUGUCCAAAAAACAGGAAAAAUAGUAGCAUCUCGAGGUUAUAAACAUAAUAAAGCGAUCAUUAGUGGCAAAGAUAGUACAGUUAACAUGUACUUAGCUAUAAAUGCUGCGGGCAACCUUAUUCCUCCCAUGCAUAUAUUUUCUAAGGCUGCCAAUAAUUCAAAGUUUAUGCAAGGCGUUGAGUUCUUAAAAAUUAUGAAGAAAUUUGCCAAAUAUGUCAGACCUUCAGUUGAUAAAAAAGUUCUUAUUCUACUUGACAACCAUAAAACCCACAUAUGUUUGCCAGUGAUUGAUUUUUGCAAGAAAGCUGGCAUUUUAUUAUUAUCAUUUCCACCUCACGGUUUUCGUAAACUCCAGCCAUUGAAAAGAUCCGUGUAUAGACCAUUUAAUACAUUUUUGAACCAAAAUAUAUCGGCCUGGAUUGAAAAUAAUCAAGGGAUAAAAUUAAGAACAUAUGAUGUGCCUUUAGUGUCAUCUAGUACAAGUGCAUUAGUUAGUGCUGCUACACCUCAAAAUAUUAUUAACGGAUUCGCUAUAACUGGGAUUUGGCCUUUAAAUCGAGAUGCAUUUACUAAGGAUACAUUUACGCCAGCAGUUUUUGAAGAUAUUGACAAUAUGUUAAUAGAUAAUGUCGAUAAAGAACCAAUAAAUGAUGUAAUGAGAGGAGAUCUAAAAAAUACCAUUACUGAAUUACCAGCGAAUGUUGGCAUUAUGCCUCAUUUGGAGACAGAAGAAAGUUCAACUCUUUCCAUUCUCUCUUAUGAUCUAGACAACGAUCUUAUUCAAAAUGAUUAUAAUGAGAUUAAGAAAAUGUCAUAUUAUGAACUAAAUAAUCCAGGGAAAAAAUUUGAAGAAAUUGGCAAAAUGUAUGAAGAUAAUGUUGAUCAAGAACCAAUAAAUGAUGCAAUGAGAGAGCUAAAAAAUAGCAUUACUGAAUUACCAAUGAAUGUUGGCAUUAUGCCUCAUUUGGAGACAGAAGCAAAUUCAAUUCCUUCCUUUCCCUUUUCUAAUUCUUUUUUAAAUGAAGAAACUUCUGUCUUUUCUUAUUCAGUUACGGCUCCAGAAACUUAUAAUCUGAUUGGGAAACUAAAAGCUGAACAACUAAGAAAAGAAUUUGAAAAUGAUUCUAUUGUUACUCCAGAAAAUUCUUUCAUUAUUGAUGAUUCACUCAGGGCUCCAGAAACUUAUAAUCUGAUUAGGAAACUACGAGCUGAACUAUAUCAAAAAAAAAAAUGAUUAUUACUAUUGCGUAAGUAUUACAUAUUUUUAUCUCUCUUUUUUAAUCCUUUAGAUAAACUAUGUUUUAAUUUGUAUUAUUAUUUAAUAAUAUAUGUACUUGCUCAAAGAAGUAGUCUCUCCUCGACGAGUCUAUUAAAUAUUGAAUGCAUUGGAAAUGUUAGUACUAUGUACUGUACCUACUAUUUAAAUAAUUUUGAUUAAAAAGGAUAUUCAUAAAUAAACUUUGUACUCAUUAAUUUUUAUAAUUAUUUGAACAUAAAAUAUACUAUGUCAAAAUCGACUGUUGAACUUGUAACAUUAUUUUUACCAAGUGUUAUAAUAUUACAAUUCAUUAUCAUUUAUUAACUUGAAACGUUACAUAAUAUAAACUAUUCGCUUAU
Messenger RNA from Acyrthosiphon pisum (pea aphid), 2643 nucleotides. RefSeq lists its product as uncharacterized. The transcript is spliced from 2 exons. The record is from RefSeq and is a predicted model, not a curated record. Gene Ontology annotation, molecular function: DNA binding. Lineage: Eukaryota; Metazoa; Arthropoda; Insecta; Hemiptera; Aphididae. The coding region runs from base 443 to 2260 and encodes 605 amino acids. Gene Ontology annotation, cellular component: nucleus.